Molecule: messenger RNA, 4769 nt
Organism: Xenopus laevis (African clawed frog)
Lineage: Eukaryota; Metazoa; Chordata; Amphibia; Anura; Pipidae
Gene: det1.L
Product: DET1, COP1 ubiquitin ligase partner L homeolog
Exons: 6
Coding region: 354-2168 (604 amino acids)
Biological process (GO): positive regulation of proteasomal ubiquitin-dependent protein catabolic process; protein ubiquitination
Cellular component (GO): cullin-RING ubiquitin ligase complex; nucleus
Molecular function (GO): ubiquitin-like ligase-substrate adaptor activity; ubiquitin protein ligase binding
Source: RefSeq, a predicted model, not a curated record
ACACACGCCCGCAUCGCCAUUUUCAACAUCUCAUUCCAGCUCGGGACUCGCAGACUUCCGUCUCUUAUCUUGCGAGACUAUAACGAUACUGUGACCACUCCGGCGUAAACGGAGUAUGUGAGCGCAGUGACGCAGCACGUAGCCGUGUGGGAGAGACGAGUAAGGAAGGAGCGGAGGACGUCGCGCAGGCACAGUAAGCCGCGUUUGUCAGGCCACGGGCGUCCGCUUGUAGUUUAUCCUCUGUGUAUUCACAACUCCAGGAAACAUUAAAACGCUGUUUAUUUCGUAGUGGUUACCAGCUAUUCUUAUCGCUUCCAGACCCUCUGCUCCCAAUAUGUGACUUAAACAAAUGUAUGUUCCUCAAGCCGUUCCAUGAACACGAGCCCCGAGAACGAGGAAACUAUUCAUCCUGGAACAUUAAGAGGGCAAUGCAAAUCUUCAAGAAGACUGGAGGCACUGCUGCAGCAGGCUCACAGUUUCUCAUCAGAAAAAACAUGAUGUUUAUGAUGGAUAAUGAUGCUCCAACAAUCAGACCUCGAAGAAUUCAAAACCAAAAUGUAAUUCAUCGGCUUGAACUCAGAAAAAUCAGUUCAGGAAAACCUGGUUCUCACUGGCAUCAAGUGCGAAUUUUCCAUCAGAAUGUUUUUCCAAACUAUACUGUGGUGAAUGUGGAAAAGCCACCUUGUUUUCUUCGGAAAUUUUCACCUGAUGGUAGAUAUUUUAUUGCAUUUUCUUCAGACCAGACCUCCCUUGAAAUCUAUGAGUAUCAGGGUUGUCAGGCAGCAGAAGAUCUUUUACAUGGAUAUGAAGGUGAAAUACUUGCCAAUUCUAAUGACCAGCGGUCUGUUAACAUCCGUGGUCGACUCUUUGAACGAUUCUUUGUUCUUCUCCAUAUAACAAAUGUGGCUUCCAAUGGAGAGCACCUAAAUCGGGAGUGUAGUUUGUUUACAGAUGACUGCCGCUAUGUUAUUGUGGGAUCCGCAGCCUAUCUUCCUGAAGAACCUUAUCCACCAUUUUAUGAAAUCUAUCGUAACAGUGAAUCGGUGACCCCCAACCCAAGAUCCCCUCUGGAAGACUACUCUUUGCAUAUAAUAGACCUUCACACGGGAAAACUUUGUGACUCAAGGACAUUUAAGUGUGAUAAAAUUAUCCUUUCACACAAUCAAGGACUUUAUUUGUACAAAAAUAUUUUGGCAGUCCUCUCUGUUCAGCAGCAAACAAUUCAUGUUUUUCAGGUGACCCCAGAGGGAACUUUUAUUGAUGUUCGAACAAUAGGCCGUUUCUGUUAUGAAGACGACCUUCUAAUAUUGUCUGCUGUUUACCCAGAAGUACAACGGGAAACUCAAACAGGAAUGGCAAAUUUAUAUAAGGAACCGUUUAUAAACUCAUUAAAGCACAGACUUCUAGUAUAUCUGUGGAGGAGGGCUGAGCGGGAUGGCAGUGCCAUGGCCAAGAGAAGGUUCUUCCAGUAUUUUGACCAGCUAAGGCAACUCCGUAUGUGGAAAAUGCAGUUGUUGGAUGAAAAUCACCUCUUUAUUAAGUACACCAGUGAGGAUGUGGUUACUCUUAGGGUCAAUGACCCCUCACAGGUACAGCCUUCUUUCUUUGUCGUUUACAACAUGGUUACCACUGAAGUCAUUGCUGUUUUUGAGAAUACGUCCAAUGAGUUGUUGGAGUUGUUUGAAAACUUCUGUGACCUCUUCAGGAAUGCUACACUUCACAGUGAGGCUGUUCAGUUCCCUUGUUCUGCUUCCAGCAAUAAUUUUGCCAGACAGAUACAGCGCCGUUUCAAAGACACCAUUGUGAACGCAAAAUAUGGAGGCCACACAGAAGCAGUGAGGAGGCUGCUGAGCCAACUGCCUAUUAGUGCACAGUCCUACAGUGGUAGCCCUUACCUUGACCUCUCCCUCUUCAGCUAUGAUGACAAAUGGGUGUCUGUUAUGGAGAGACCUAAGACUUGCGGAGAUCAUCCAAUCAGGUUUUAUGCAAGAGAUUCUGGUCUUCUAAAGUUUAAAAUUCAAGCUGGUCUUCUUGGGCGACCCAUCAACCACACUGUGCGUAGGCUGGUGGCCUUUACAUUUCAUCCCUUUGAGCCAUUCGCAAUUUCCGUGCAGAGGACUAACGCAGAGUAUGUGGUCAACUUUCACAUGAGGCACAGUUGUACUUAGCUGAAAUCUAGAAAGCCGUUUCUUCUCUAUUUUUUGGACCAAAGCAGAAUGUUCAUGCCAUGCAUGAGUCUUCACAAUUCAGAUUAUGAGCUAAUUGUUCGAACUAAAGUAAAAUGUAGAUUAUUUUCUACUCUUCAAGUGAACCUCUUACUUGGAACGGAUUUUUGCAUGUUUAUGAACACUAUUUACAUGCAGCUCUCAAAGAAAAGUUUAGUUGUCUUGUCCAUAUCUGGUCGUUUGUAGCGGCAGGCAAGGCGUACCAGAAACAAGGCCCCAUGAGGUGUCGGCUUAUAGGCAGUCUCACUGUAACUACUGCUGGCGUAAGCUUAUUGCUUGCCAAAAAAUAGAGCUCUUGUUCACUUCCUACUAACUGUCCUAGAGGCAAUUGUACAAGCAGUUGUUUCAGCUUGUGUUUGUGAACUUUUUCCCAAGUGUAUUCCAUAAAGUAUAUUCUGUUAAACUGCCAUGACAAGUCAGCCAUAUGCAAAAAUGGUUCUGGAGUUUUAAAAGAACGGGGGAUGAAAAAUAUAUUUUUUCUAAAAUGUCUUAAUGCCCCUUUAUGACAUUUGAAAACACUGUAAACUAAGCAAGUUGAGUGAUACACAUAAAUGCUAUGCGGCAUUACACCUGUACACUCAAUUUAGAUAUGUUUCUUCUUAAAGGAGAAGGAAAAGCAUUGUACACUUGGGGUGCCAAAUGUUAGGCACCCCCAAGUGAUUGUAUUGACUUACCUGCAACCCCAGGCUCGUGCUCCUAUCAGCAGAUAACUGCAGCGGCCCGGGGUUAUACCAGUGAGCACCACAGAGCGAUCAUCUUCCGUAGAACGAAAAAAACGAACUUUAACUAAAAAGUCGGCUAUUUCGUUCAACUGCGCAUUCGUUUGCCCCGGGAAAUUUGAAGAAAGAAGAUGCUGGGAGAGGAUCGCUCUGUGGUGCUCGCUGGUAUAACCCCGGGCUGGUGCAGUUUUUCGCUGAUAGGAGCACUGGCCCGGGGUUUCAUGUAAGUCAAUACAAUCACUUGGGCAAGUAUACACAGCCUUUCUUUCUCCUUUAAUCAUAUUGGUAGCCAGUUGGAUAAGAGCUGUGCCAAUGAGCGAGGAAGAGACAAAGAUGUUCCAUACCCUUAAAACCGCGCUUUCCUGAUUGUUGUUUUCUACCCACUGCCCAACUCUGCAUGUAAUGUAAUGGAGGAAGGGAUCAAUGAGCUGCUCUUCCAGAGUGAUAGCCAGAACCUCAAGAUACCCAUCUUACCAUAAUAGUAGGGCUUUGCUAAAGGUGAAUAUGUUUAUAUGGAUACAGCUGAUAAGCAGUGUUGUUCCAGCUAAAGCAUAAACAGUUCCAUCCACCUUAUUUAAUGACAUCGAUGAUAAUGAAUUAAAAGUUUAUCAUUAUGGGGAGGAGAAUCAACUCAAUCUUCUCAGUUUUUUUAAGGCAGUAGUUUAUUUUUUUAUGAUGAAUGUCUAUUUUCGUGUUUAUUUUAUAGAUAAUAUAGCAUUACCUGAACACUCUUUCUUUAUCAAAACACUAUGUAUCUUUGCAUUAAUAUUUAAUUGUUUAUUCUCAGUAACACGGAUAAACUAGACGUGUGCCUUUUGUGCCAGUGUCCGUGCUCCAUUCCAGUCGACUGGCCUCUUUGGCAUGUGUGUGUGUAGAUGCAUGGACAUUUAUAAGAAUGAAUUUUAGAUCAAGGAGGGCUGCUACCAUGUUAAUGUACAAGACUUUUUAUGCAAGAAGAUACAAAUUUCCACAGCUAUAUUUUGUGAAAUUACUAAAACAUCUUGAGAUUUUUUUUUGUUUGUUUGUUGCUAUUUCCUUUCGGCAAAAUGUAAGUAGAAUCUGCAUUUUUUUUUAUAUGACCAUCAAUAAAACAUAUCUGUAAAAUAGGUGGUAAAGUAAUGCUAAAGCUUUUGUCAUUUUAAUAUUCACCUUAUCUGUUCAGACCUCAUACACCCCAAGUUACAUAUUGUUUAUCUUCCGCACAAUGACUGCAAAGGCCUCCAAAGCAAAUCUAAUGCAGAAAGAUUUCCCCUGUGCAAGGGAAGGUGGGAAAAUCUUGUAACCUUUCGUAUUUAGGAGCGCUGUAAAAGCAAAUACAAAAAUCUCCGGGAAUGACGCAAUAUAUUUAGUACUAUACAGAAGCCCAUUUGCUGAAAAAAUAUCUUCUAUAGAGAUUCUCGCUUCGUGUCAGCCACCUUUCAGCCUCGAGGUUUCACAAGAGCUUUGUCUCUAUUCAGCUCGUCUUUGUCUUCUGAAGGUGAAAUCGGUCUGUGUAGGCGUGAUAACUCUUAAGUACAUUUUUAUAAAAGGCAUUUUCAUAUAAGCCUCUAACGAUAGCAACAGAUAGCAUUUUCCAUCCUGAUCAAUUGCAUUGCAGAUAUUUCUAAGCCUUCACUUCCAUAUUAUGCUGAAAACAAAUCAUUUUGAUUCUUGAAAACAUACAGAUUCCAAAGGCAGUACCUUUUUAUCUGUCCUGUAAAGUAAGUCUCUUUAAAAAUACAAUACUGAUUUUUUUUUUCAUAGACAUAACUGUGCUUUUAUAUAAGUGUAAACAUUUCUAAGAUAUUUAUGUUUAAUUUAAAUAAAGUUUUUAAAGUACAUAUAA